AUGACCAGUCUUCAGAACCUUUGUUUGAGAACUGACAGGAAUGACAACAGUGAUAAAGCUGAAUGUUCAACGGGGACAAACCUAAACCGUUGCGAAACUUGUGACCGUGGCGAUGAUCAGUACUCUCAGGUGAAGACAAUUAUCCGCCAGAAAAUUGAAGAAGUUUUAGAUGAGGGAAAUUCUGCUGAUCUUAAGAAAAGAGGAAGCAUUAAUGUGUCGCAAGCAGGACCAAGUUAUCAACCUCAAAAGAACUUCGAAUUCUACAGGGCUUGGAGAGAAAGAGACUCGAUUGAUUGUGACGCUGAGCUACGUCAAAGGAUAGCAAAACUUGCUUUGGAUCAACAGGGAUCGCAGUGGUUACAAACGAAAUUGGAUGAAGAUGAUAAGCAGACGACAGAUCGGAUAUUUGGAGGCAUUUUUGUUUACAUGUAUGACGUGAUGAGUAAUGAGCAUGGAAGUCAUGUCUUUGCAAGGCUAAUUGAACGUUGUGAUGAAUCUCAGCUGCAAUUGAUCGUAUCAAUGAUCAAUCUUCAGAGUCAACCUUUCGCAAAAUUGUUGUUCUCUAAACAUGGUGCAAACUCAGCUAAGAGACUGAUCAAAGUCCUUGGGAAAUCAUCCUUGGUUUCAGUUUCCAACAUUAUCUCAAUUUUAGCGAGGCAUUUCGUUUGGAUGAUGGCCGAUCGAAUAGCAUGCUCUGUAGUACUAAAGUGUUUUGACAGUCUUAAUGUUCAUCAGAAUCAGACACUAUAUGAAGAGCUUGCCAAGAACUGCCUCGCACUAGCAACAGAUGAUGAGGGAUGUAUAGCAUUAAAAGAAAGCAUCGACUACAUCAAAGGCCCGCACAGAGAUCAACUCCUCGACAAAAUCUCUACUCAUGCACUUUUCCUCUCCCAGGAUCCCUCAGGGAACUAUGUUGUGCAACGUGUUCUGGGACUGCAAAACCCCUUUUUCACAAACAAAAUAUGCUUGGCCUUAGUAGGCAACUUCGUUAAUCUCUCUAUGCAGAAAUCUGCAAGCCACGUAGUCGAGAAAUGCUUAAAAACAUCGUUCGGACUGGAUCGCGUGCUGUCUGACUUUAAUGCCUAUGACAAGUUGUGGGAGGUUGCUCGUAACAAGUAUGGAAAUUAUGUCAUCCAGAGAGCUCUUGAACAGGCCCAGACAGCAAAGAGUCCAUACUAUGAAAAGCUUGUGACGAAGCUCUGUGGAGAUGUGGAAAAAUGGGAGAAGGGUUAUGGGAGGAAUAUCUACUACAUGAUUCUCAACAGUCAACGUGAAUCAAAAUGCUAA
Morus notabilis is the source of this 1287-nucleotide messenger RNA. Its product is annotated as pumilio homolog 18. Bases 1 to 1287 code for a protein of 428 amino acids. NCBI's taxonomy places the organism in Eukaryota, Viridiplantae, Streptophyta, Magnoliopsida, Rosales, Moraceae. The record is from RefSeq and is a predicted model, not a curated record. Gene Ontology annotation, cellular component: cytoplasm. The transcript has 6 exons. Gene Ontology annotation, biological process: post-transcriptional regulation of gene expression. Gene Ontology annotation, molecular function: mRNA binding.